Messenger RNA from Bombyx mandarina (wild silkworm), 2175 nucleotides. Its product is annotated as leucine-rich repeats and immunoglobulin-like domains protein sma-10. The record is from RefSeq and is a predicted model, not a curated record. NCBI's taxonomy places the organism in Eukaryota, Metazoa, Arthropoda, Insecta, Lepidoptera, Bombycidae.
CUGAACGAAAGCAGUUGUGACACGAGUGCAUAGAAAAAUGCUUCUAAAAUAUUUUUUGAGUUUUUUAUUUUUAUUCAAACACGUAAUCGGCCAGGACGAAUUGGUGACUGAAUCCGUAUUGAAUUUGAAACAAGUGUGCGAUUAUUGUACGUGCAGUGAGAUAUCGGAUAUAGAGAGUUCGCAUUUAGUGUUGAACAUAUUGUGUUCGGAGUUUGACAGGACCGCGGAACUGUCCGAUCUGGACAAAAUCGCUUGGCCUCCAAAUCCGAACGGACUGAAGAUAUCCGCUUCGUUUGAAGGGAUCGGACUCAGUACACUUGGCAAAUUACCGCCAAAUUCGCAAGUGGAAACAUUAAAAUUUAUCAACAAUGGCAUCAAGACGUACUGGCCAGAUCCAUUUAGCGACACGCCAACCCUCAAGCGACUAUCGUUAUCGCAAAACGACCUAGUAGAGGUCACGCCCGAUCUAUUCACGAACAUCGACUACCUGGAAGAACUGGAUUUGUCUUACAACAAAUUACAGAAUUUCAAUCCUUUCGAUUUUAAGCAUCUCAAGCAUUUAAAGCGAUUGAAUUUGCAAAGUAAUCAGAUAAAGAAAAUACCGGUUGAAGCGCUGCAGCCGUUGGUGGCGCUUGAAGAUUUAGAUUUGAGCAAAAAUGGAAUUUACGAUUUGAUACUGCCGAAAGAUACAAAUGCGCUUUCUGGAUUGAAGAGGCUUUCUUUGAGCGGAAAUAGAAUUCGAUCAAUAGUGAAGAGUUCUUUUCCUGUCGAUAAUAAUAUAGAACUUCUGGACUUAUCGAACAAUAUAAUAGAAAUAGUUGAAGAGGACUCUUUUCUAUCGUUUUCCAACUUAAGAGAACUUAAUCUUGGUCAGAACAACAUUACCCUAGUGUUUUCAUUGCCAGUAACACUGCAGAUUGCCAUACUAAAGAUAAAUACGUUGUACCAUUGGCCGAAAUUUCCUGUUGGUAUCAAAUAUAUUGAUUUGUCGUACAAUAGACUGUCGGAAGUGUAUGAUGAGAGCGUUGUUAAUUUCGAAAGUUUAGAGGUUCUAAACAUCGGCGGUAAUCAAAUCAAAGAAAUGAAUAUAGAAAAGAAGUUACCGAAUUUAUACACGUUAGACCUAUCAUACAAUCUAAUAGCGGAAAUACCAAAGACGCUGAAUGCGCAGUUUUUCCCUAAUUUAGACGAAUUACGUUUAGAUGGCAACCCGAUCGAGACGGUUUAUUUUAAAAAUAUAUUGGCUUUAAAACGUUUGUAUAUGAAUGAGUUGAAUAAAUUGGUUGUGGUUGAUGAGAAAGCUUUUAGUAAUGUGGUGGGUCGAGGGAUGGACGAAGGGGGAGAGGAACUGAACUGUUUCUCAUUGUACUUGUCUAAUUGUCCUGCUUUGACCGAGAUAAAGGAGGGCGCAUUUGACGGGACUUCUUUGUGCACGCUGGACAUAAGCAAGAACAACUUGAGCCAUUUAUCCAAGAAUCUCUUAGACUGGAGCAUUGCGACGGAAGGCAUUAAUCUACAACACAAUCCCUGGCACUGCUCCUGCGACAUGCAAUGGGUGGUGGAUGAUAUCCUUCCGCAACUGUACUAUACCAAUAACUCCAGACUCAUGGACGACUUGAGGUGCGGUUCUCCCCGAGGAUACGAAGGUCUCCGACUAGUGCACUGGUACAACUGGACAGCGCAAGCGAUGUGCAGCGACGUGCUAGACUUGGAACGAUCCGGAGCUCACGGCAAUUUCAUGAUGGAGCCCUCGUCGGAAAGUCCUAGAGUUAGCCCCCUGACUUUAAUCUUAGCGGCAUGCAUUAUUGUAUCUCUCCUCGUUGCUAUAGCUCUGACAGUAUACCUCGUGAAGACAAGAAAGAAGUACAGAAUACGACAAGCAGCGAUGAAAAGGAAAAGACAAAGCGACCUAGAUUUAAGACAUUCGAAUGGAGUGCAAAAAGAACAGUUCUCAGCGCUGAACAAAGUUUAGUAGUUGACGGAAGAUGACAGGAAAACAUUAAAGUUUGCAUCUUUCAAGUUUACGUGCUGGUCACCCACUAGUCAAGUGACCAAGUCACCAUAAAUUUACCAUUUAGCUUUGGAAUGAAUGCGUUAAAACUUUUUUAAUUCGCUGAUAAAAUAAUUUGUUGAUGUAAUUUUUGUAAUUACGUAAAAUAUCCUAUCAUACUUUAA